This is a messenger RNA of Lactuca saligna, 816 nucleotides long. NCBI's taxonomy places the organism in Eukaryota, Viridiplantae, Streptophyta, Magnoliopsida, Asterales, Asteraceae. The record is from the annotation of a GenBank genome assembly.
AUGCAGAAAAAUACACUCAUUAUCGUGGGCACUAUAAAGGGAAUUUUACAAAAUGAACCAUGGCAUUAUUUGGCAUGUACAAAUUGCAACUACAGAGCAUUUCGGCCUCCUGGUGCAGACGAUCAACCUGAUGGAAAUGGUUUAAUUGGAGCAACUAAUGGUUAUGAAUGUCAUAAUAAGGACUGCAAAAAAACUGAAACUUCAGUUAUUCCGAGAUUUAUGAUUCCGAUACGUGUGCAAGACAAUACUGGUACUGUUACCUUAACCAUGUUUGAAAGAGAUGGAAAGUAUCUUUUGAAGAAAUCAACCAAUGAACUGUUUAAAAAAGCAGUGGAGCUUGGUUUUGGUACUGCUUUUUAUCCCGGAGAGAUAAAUGCACUGAAAGGUUUGAAAUUGGCUUUUAAAAUAUCAAUCAAAAACUUCAACAUCUCAAAAAAGAACAACCAAUACAGUAUAUGUAGAGUCAGUGAUGAUGAAAAGUUGAUUGAAGAACUGAAAAAUAAGUUUACUGCUUCCCAGGUUGGUAAUUCACAGUCAUUUGAUAUUGGUGAAUUUGAUUUUGAAACACAAAAUAAUAGGACUUUGAAGGAUGAAAUUUCUGGAACAGGCGACAACAUAACACCUUCCACAGUUGAUAAAAACUCAGCAACAAGUCCCAUGAAGAGUUUUAAUACACAAACAGUUUUGAAGAGAAAUUUGGAAGAAGUAUUUGAUUUGGAGUUGAAUGAAAAGUUAUCAUCAUCAAAAACUCCAAAAAUUUCACAAGAAGGACGCAUUAACGAGAUUGUGAACGUCAAGUUGGAAAAAAGUGGCUGA